Molecule: messenger RNA, 1156 nt
Organism: Cicer arietinum (chickpea)
Lineage: Eukaryota; Viridiplantae; Streptophyta; Magnoliopsida; Fabales; Fabaceae
Product: membrane-anchored ubiquitin-fold protein 1-like
Source: RefSeq, a predicted model, not a curated record
ACUCUCCUUCCUUUCUUAUUUUUUUCCUUUUCUUUUCUCCCAUUUUAAUAUUUCAAUUAUUGCACCAAAACAAAAACAAAAAAAAGAUAAUAAUAAAAAAAUAAAGAAGAAGAAAAAGCACCUACUUUCUUUUUCUUCUUCUUCUUCUUCCUCCAUCUAGGUUUUUUUAUAACCAAAUUCUCGUGACUUCCAAUAUUGCCACUCAGAUCACUGGCAUCCAUACCCAACUCACAAACGUAGAAAAUCCAAAAAACAAAUCAAAACUUUCAGAAUACUUGAGAGUGAUGAUAGCCUCUUAUUCAUUAAUUAAAUUGAAUUGAAGUGAUUCACACAGAAACUUGUUCAUAGUUUUUGAGAUAUAUAAUUGAAGCUACUAAAUUUCGGUUUAACUUCACGACAAGUUUCUUGGAUCUCUGAGCAUGACUGGGAACCAAGAGCAGUUUGAGAUCAAGUUUAGGUUGACGGAUGGUUCUGAUAUUGGCCCCAAGAGUUUUCCUGCUGCCACUAGUAUUGCAACCUUGAAAGAAAGUAUUCUUGCUCAGUGGCCAAAAGAUAAGGAGAAUGGCCCAAAGACUAUAAAAGAUUUGAAGUUAAUUAGUGCAGGAAAAAUAUUGGAGAACAACAGAACAGUUGGGGAAUGCCAGAGUCCUCUAUGUGAUGCCCCUGGCACAGUUACAACAAUGCAUGUGGUUGUGCAACCACCUACUACAGAAAAAGAGAAGAAAACUGCAAAGGAAGCAAAACAACCCAAAUGCGGUUGUGUUAUUUUAUAGCAUUGAGAUUGAAUAGCAAAUGUCGUCAUCUUUCUUAGGUGGUUAGAGACGCUUCGUUUUCACGUAAUUUGUGUGGCUUUCAAAGAUUUCCUCAUACACAAAUUAUUGGUCGCAUGCCUCUUCGUUACUACAAGCAAAAAUUCUUGUACAAUUUUCACAGAAAAUGUUACUGAGAUGAACUCUCUACAAGUUUACCAUUUGUUGUACCUUAAGUGUAUUUUGAAAUUGUUCUUAUACAUGUGCUUGAUGCAAAAUGUUUGUAGACUUAACUGUGUUGAAUAUUUUGAAUGUGCUUUAUUUUACUUAUUUUUUAUAUGGUAAUGUUGCUACUCUUGUAUAGUAACUUCAUCUAUAUUAUAAAAUGGAGGCUUCAUGCUUGAAUA